This is a messenger RNA of Aphis gossypii (cotton aphid), 1950 nucleotides long. RefSeq names its product zinc finger MYM-type protein 1-like. Gene Ontology annotation, molecular function: protein dimerization activity. The record is from RefSeq and is a predicted model, not a curated record. Lineage: Eukaryota; Metazoa; Arthropoda; Insecta; Hemiptera; Aphididae. The transcript has 3 exons. The coding region runs from base 1 to 1950 and encodes 649 amino acids.
AUGGAAAGGAUUAAGAAAGGACCUUAUCAGCCAAUGAAUAUACAAUUUCCUCGAAAAACAGUAGGUACUUCUAAAAGAAGUUUUCAUUCGAAAUGGUAUUACGAUUAUAAUUGGUUAGAGUAUAGUCAAACAUUGGAUGCUGCAUUUUGUUUCCCUUGUCGCUGUUUCGCCCUUCAAUUAACAUCCAAAAGAGGACAUAGUGAUCUAGCAUUCAUUAAAAAAGGAUUCACUAAUUGGAAUAUAGGACCACAGAAAUUGUGUGCUCAUCAAACAAGUGAAACACACAUAGCUAGUAUGUUUUCAAUGUCUGAAGAUUUAAAAAAUAAUCCAAUUGAUAUCAUACUAGAAAAUGAAAAAAAAUUAGAACUAAGUCAAAGAGAAGAAAAGAGACAAAAGAAUAGAAUAUUUCUAAAACAACUUAUAGACGUUAUUAUAACCAUUGUAAAAGGAGGCCGCGCUUUACGAGGACAUGAUGAGUCACAAUUCAGUAACGAAAAAGGAUUGUUUUUAGAAAUUGUUAACCUGAUGUCAAGACAUGAUCCUCUUAUGAAAAAAUAUUUAGAAGACUCCCCAAAAAAUGUUACUUAUCUGAGUCAUCAAAUUCAAAACGAGAUUUUACAGAGUAUCUUAAAUGUUGUACAAAGAACAAUAACAUCACAAAUUUGUAACAAACCUAUAUCGAUAAUUUCAGAUGAUACAACUGACGCAGGUCAUCAUGAACAGAUGUCUGUGGUUGUACGAUAUUUUGAUAUGGACUUAUUUGUGCCAGUUGAACGUUUUAUUUGUCUUAAGCGAAUAUUAAGUGUUAAUUCUAAUGCCAUAUUUUUAGAGUUGUCAGAAAUCAUGUCCACCUAUAAUCUUAAUUGGAAUGAUGUGGUGUCUGUAUGUUUUGAUGGUGCUUCCACGAUGUCAGGAUGUAUUUCGGGAGUUCAAACUAAAUGUAAAGAAGAAAAUUCAAGAAUCAUGUAUGUGCACUGUUAUGCUCACUGCCUCAACUUGGUUUUAGUAGAUGCUUGUACUACUAGGAGAAAUAUUCCAAUGAUAUUUGAUUUUUUCGGAGUUGUUCAAUUGUGUUAUUCAUUUAUUGAAGGUAGCACUGUACGACAUGCUAUUUUAGAAAAAAUAUCAAAAGAUACUAACAUACAAUUGAAAACAAUGAAAUCGUUAUCUACUACAAGAUGGGCAUGUAGAGCAGAAGCCGUUGCAUCACUAAAGCAUAAUUACUUAGCUCUUAUCCCAGCAAUAGAAGAAAUAAUUUCUUCUACUUCAGCUACUGAUGUAUGUGCAAAAGGACGUGGUCUUCUAUUUCAAAUAAAGAGUUUCAAUUUUAUAUUAGGAUUAGAAAUAAUGCAACCAGUUUUACAAUUGAUAAAUAAAGUUAGUAAAAUGCUUCAAACAGAAAAUUAUGAUUUUCUUUCAGGUAUGGCAAAUGUAAAAGCUCUUCGUUUAGCAUUAUUAGAUAUGAGAACAGAAGAAUAUUUAAAAAAAAUAUUUGAUACAAGUGUAUCUAUAUACAGUAACAAAACACAAUUUGUUCAAGAAACAAAAGAAUCGGAACUUAGAAUAUCAGCUUUUUAUCCAGUGAUGGUUCAUAGUAUUGAUGAACGAUUUAGCCAGGACACUAUACAAGCUAUACAUGCAGUUGAUAGUUUACUAAAUAUGGAUAUAUCGCAAACAGAACUAUCAUAUCUAUCAAAAACCUUUCAAUGUGAUAUUGAAAAACUAGAAAUAGAAUUUGUAGUGAUCCCAGUAAGAAGUUGUACUUGUGAGAGGUCUUUCUCUAAAUUGACCCUAGUCAAAUCUAAAUUAAGAUCUACCAUGAAGCAAGAACGAUUGAAUGCUUUGAUGGUAUUGACAGUAGAGCAAGAAAUGGCAGUCAAUGUUGAUGCUGAUGCUGUUAUUGACGAUUUUAAAAUAGCGGUAGAUUUUAAGAGACGAAUGUCAUUAUAA